AUGCCCAAAUUAAAAUCCUUUUUUUUGAGGUCCUUCCUUUUUUUUGUCAUAAGUAAAUAUAUUUUGUGCAACAAUAUGAAUUCAAUUGGUAAAGUAUCCCCAUUUAUUUUUGUUCAAACAAAGUCCAAAGAAUUAAAUGUUGCAACCCCUCCUUACACCGUUUUUAACUUUGCGACCGAAGCAAAUUCUACUCAAGAUAUCAUAGAGGACCAUCUCAAGAGUAAAGAGAAAAAAGCUAUGAGACGAUUUAAGCAGGAUUUGAGGAACAAAAGGGAGCGUGCUGAAAACAUUUUAGCAAAUUUGUUGUCAAGCUCUUUGGAGUUUUUUGAUGCGGAGGAAAAUUAA
Molecule: messenger RNA, 345 nt
Organism: Plasmodium vinckei vinckei
Lineage: Eukaryota; Apicomplexa; Aconoidasida; Haemosporida; Plasmodiidae
Product: conserved Plasmodium protein, unknown function
Exons: 5
Coding region: 1-345 (114 amino acids)
Source: RefSeq, a predicted model, not a curated record